AUGCAGCAGCUCAAUUCGAUAAACAAGAAGAACCUGCAAAAACAAGCGGAAGACCUCGCAAAUCAGAAAAACGUGCACUUCGACAAAAUUGAAAUCGAAAAGCUCCUGCUCGUCUUCACAGAACUAACAAAGAAUAAUAAGCGCCCAUUUUUAGAUAGAAACCAAUUCCGUGAUCUGCUGCAUGAACACUUUCGAAUGACCGAAGAAAUCCUCAUGGAUCGAGUUUUCCGCGCCUUCGAUGCUGACUCAGAUUCUCUUAUCUCAAUGAAAGAUUGGGUUCUUGGCCUGUCGAUUUUCCUCCGUGGUUCUCUUGAAGAAAAAACUGACUAUUCAUUCCGAGUUUAUGAUCUUAACGGUGACGGUUUCAUUUCCCGCGAAGAAAUGUUCCAGCUUCUCAAAAACUGUCUCGUCAAGCAACCGGCCGAAGAAGACCCAGAUGAAGGAGUCAAAGAAUUAGUCGAAAUCACUCUCAAGAAAAUGGACAUCGAUAAAAACAGCAAACUUUCGAAAGGAGACUUUGAAUCGUCAGUGCAAUCCGAGCAACUUUUACUAGAGGCCUUUGGCAAGUGUCUUCCAGAUCGUGAACUUUCAGAGGACUUCGAGCAUUACAUCUUCGGCAAAUGA
Molecule: messenger RNA, 624 nt
Organism: Oikopleura dioica
Lineage: Eukaryota; Metazoa; Chordata; Appendicularia; Copelata; Oikopleuridae
Source: the annotation of a GenBank genome assembly